Messenger RNA from Photinus pyralis (common eastern firefly), 2750 nucleotides. Its product is annotated as facilitated trehalose transporter Tret1-like. Bases 256 to 1641 code for a protein of 461 amino acids. Gene Ontology annotation, cellular component: membrane. The transcript is spliced from 7 exons. Lineage: Eukaryota; Metazoa; Arthropoda; Insecta; Coleoptera; Lampyridae. The record is from RefSeq and is a predicted model, not a curated record. Gene Ontology annotation, biological process: transmembrane transport. Gene Ontology annotation, molecular function: transmembrane transporter activity.
AUUCAUUGCGAAUGCGAGUGGUAGGCAACACAUCACACAACAAAUUGUGCGUAUAUCUUAUACAAUUUUGGUUUUCUGUGAUCCUCAUAAAACACUUUAAAGGGAAAUCAAGAGAACAUGACAAUGCAGAGCUUACAAGUCGUUUUGGAGCUUUGGUAGUUUCACUCAAAAUUUCCCACGCGACGGAUGCGCGCCGUUGAUGAGUUGGGUUAUCACAAAACGUUAAUUGAGUUGUCGACCUAAUUGUCUUUAGAUAUGGAGAGCGAUGCGCGUCGUCCCACUUCCAGCUCCAUCAGACAGAUCGCAGCCUCACUGAUCGCCGGUUCCUUCUCCAUAGUGUGCGGAAGCUCGUUGGCCUACUCCGGGAUCGUGGUGCCUCAAAUUUUGGACAGGGAGAACGGCACCAGCUUCAACGUCAGCUCCAGUGAGAUCCUUUGGAUCAGUAGCUCGACCUCGCUGGCGAUACCGAUCGGCGUCGCGCUUUCCGGACUUACGAUGGACGUGUGGGGCAGGUUAGUUACGUUAAAAUUGUCGAUCAUUCCCAACGUGAUCGGUUGGGCUCUGAUAGCCACGGCCCAAAAUGGGCUCAUGAUAGUACUUGGUAGGAUCUUUACCGGAAUUUCCUUCGCAUUGGCGUCCGGACCUUCCUUUGUCUACAUCUCGGAGGUGAGCGACCCAAACUUUAGAGGCGCCCUUCUUUGCUUUCCAGGGAUUUUUUUUAGUGUUGGUAUACUGCUGACGUACUUCAAGGGAUGGUUGAUCAACUGGCGCUGGGUAUCGUGGAUCUACCUGCUCUACGCGGUGGUGUCCGUGGCGAUGACGAUGCUCCUGCCGGAGACGCCCUCGUGGCUGGUGUCGAAGGGUCGCCAGUCGGAGGCGAGGAAGUCGUUGCGGUGGUUCGGAAGAGACCUGAAGAAAGACGAGCUGGUCGAGUUGGUCGAUCAAAGUGCACAAAUGGAACGAGGUUCCAAAAAGGUGGAUUUCAAGGUUUUUCUGCAACCGACAUGCUACAAGCCCUUCGCGAUUGUUUCCAUGUUGUUCGCCCUGCAGCAGUUCAGCGGUCUCUACGUGAUCACGCUUAACAGCGUCAUCUUCUUUAAGGAUGUAGGGGUGGCUAUGGAUCCCUACCAGGCCUCGGUCUAUAUGGGUGUUCUGCGGUUGGUGGUGUGCCUGGUUGGUGCUUGGAUCACCAAUAAGGUCGGAAGACGAAUUCUUCUAAUGACAAGUGCCGGAGGCAUGGCCUGCUGCAUGGUCCUUUCGGCGCUCUUCACCCAAUGGAUUGAAGAAGGGACAGCUACCCAAACUUGGGUGCCAUUCUUCGUGGCUCUCCUUUACUUCGUGUUUGCGGCGAUUGGUCUGCAAAUUUUACCAUUUGCGAUUGCGUCGGAGGUUUUUCCUCAGUCGGUGCGCGGAGUAAUGCAGGGUUUAACGUUCGCAAUUUGCUACUUGCUUAUGUUUGCGUCGUUGCACUCGUACAACUGGCUCAAGGAAGCGUGCGGCGGUCCAUCGGGAUUGCAGUACUUUUUCGCUUCCCUGUGUCUCGUUACCAUACUCUUUGUGUAUGUUUUCUUGCCGGAAACGUUCCGGAAGACUUUAGGCGAGAUUGAGGAACAUUUCCUUCAUAAAGUAUUAUAUAUUUAGUAAUGGAUAAAUUAUUUGGUUCUGAUAAGCUCGUGAUGAGCUCUAUGGAGAAACUCUAGCAGCUGAAGAGGAGGAGGGUCGCGAAAGUUUGGCCUUUCUCAAACUGAAAACCGUUAGUAGUUCUGUGAAAGAAAAUUAAAGUAGAUUCUACCAAAAAAUGUUGCUUAAAUAUCGUCUUCCUUCUAUUCAGCGCCUGAAACUGGCGCAAUAUUUCCUUCCUCCUUUUUUUCUUCUCUCACUUUUUCUUUUUUCCUUCUGCCUUCUGCUUCGUCCAAUUUUCUAUCUUUAUUCUACCUACCAUUUUUUUUGUGCUCUCAACUCUUUCUUGUUUUUUGUCAAGUUUCCUGCAUCUUCCCUUUCAGUCUGCAAAUGUUUCCAUUUCAAGAGCCAUUAACAGCCCCCCCCCCCCCCGCAAAGAGCCAUUAGAGUUCUUUACGAGUUUUGAGGAUCUCUCUCCUCUGGGGCCAAAACUUUAAAAGCUUACUCGAAGAGACAAAUGUCCAAAAACUAAACACUUGACAUAGGCUCAGAAUCUCAAAGACAUUAAACAACUCAGACUCGGAGAGCCGUAACACAAGGAGUCUAGAGAACUCAAAAAUCAAAAAGAUCAAAGACUCAAAAACUAAACGGAUCAAGGUUUUAGAAACUCGGAGCCUUAAAAACAAAGAUUCAAGAGUAUACAUGUUAAAUACUGAAAAACACAAAAGCUCUCGAUGCUCGGAGAAUGAAUUUUGCCUUUUUCAUACAUUAAUGACUUUUUCGAAUAUAUACAUCCUAAUCACGCUGUUGCAUAUGCUGACGAUACUUCAUUACUGAUUUCGGACCAAAAUAUCGAAACUCUAGCCCUUAAAAGUCAUAAUUUAAUACAAUUAGGAAUAACCUGGUUUAAUAAGAACAACUUAAAAUUAAAUGAAGAUAAAACUCACAUAAUUACCCUCUCCACAAACAAUAAGGUUGCAACCGGCAGGUGUGUUAAAGUUUUAGGCAUAUAUAUUGAUGAAAAACUCACUUGGAGCAAUCACAUUGAUUUAGUUUUAUCUAAGUUAUCCAAAUCAUUAUUUAUUUUAAGGAAUUUAAAACGAUCACUUUGUAUAGCCACCCUAAGAUCG